Molecule: messenger RNA, 1104 nt
Organism: Verticillium alfalfae VaMs.102
Lineage: Eukaryota; Fungi; Ascomycota; Sordariomycetes; Glomerellales; Plectosphaerellaceae
Product: glutamine synthetase
Exons: 4
Coding region: 157-1104 (315 amino acids)
Cellular component (GO): cytoplasm
Molecular function (GO): glutamine synthetase activity
Source: RefSeq, a predicted model, not a curated record
ACGAUUCCUCAUUCUACACCCUCAAUCUUCUACCAUUUCUGACUGCGGUCAAACCAUAAAGACUUGCUAUACACACAAACCUCUCUGUUCUUACCGGACACCAGCAACCCGUUCCUCCCAACCCUUCUCCCCACUACCCACACAAACACCGCAAAUAUGGCCGAAGCUCAGAUUUCAAGGACGGACAACCUGAUGAAGUAUCUCAGGCUCGACCAGAAGGGUUCCAUCAUCGCCGAGUACAUCUGGAUCGACGCUGAUGGCGAGACCCGUUCCAAGGCGAGGCGCCGAAGAGCGCAAUGGCACAGGAGCGAAAACUCGGGGGUGACGGCGGCCCGGCUGCAAGCGGUCGGUUCGGGGCUUCUGGGGCUUCUGGGCCCCUGGGCCUCGCCUGGUCCGGCUCUGCUUCUGGCUGUGGCGGCCGUGUGGCAUGGGGCCUGGAGCGCAAGAACACUUGCCGAGAAGGAGUACGCUGUUGACGAUCUUCCCACCUGGAACUUCGACGGCUCUUCCACAGGUCAGGCGCCCGGCGACAACUCGGACGUCUACCUGAAGCCCGUUGCCGUCUUCGCCGAUCCCUUCCGUGGCUCCCCUAACAUCCUUGUCCUGGCCGAGUGCUGGAACGCCGACGGCACCCCCAACAAGUUCAACUACCGCCAUGAGUGCGCCAAGCUGAUGGAGGCUCACGCUGACCACGAGCCCUGGUUCGGUCUCGAGCAGGAGUACACCCUCCUCGACCUCAGCAACCGUCCCUUCGGCUGGCCCUCGAACGGUUUCCCCGCUCCCCAGGGCCCCUACUACUGCGGUGUUGGUGCCGGCAAGGUCGUCCAGCGCGACAUUGUCGACGCCCACUACAAGGCCUGCCUCUACGCCGGCGUCAAGAUUUCGGGCACCAACGCCGAGGUCAUGCCUGCCCAGUGGGAGUUCCAGGUCGGUCCUUGCAACGGCAUUGAGAUGGGUGACCAGCUCUGGCUCGCUCGUUUCCUCCUCGCCCGCAUCGCCGAGGAGUUUGGCGCCAAGGUCUCGGUCGAGCCCAAGCCCAUCCCCGGUGACUGGAACGGUGCCGGUCCUGCACAGCAACUUCUCCAGCAAGGAGAUGCGUGUUGA